AUGGCCGCCUCGAAGCCCGUGGAGGCCGCUGCUGCGGCGGGGGGAGGUGGCGGCGGCUCCGGCUCGGGGCUGCCGCGCUGGCAGGUGGCCCUGGCGCUGGGGGCGCCGCUGCUGCUCGGGGCCGGCGCGCUCUACCUGUGGGUCCGGCGGCGGCGCCCGGCGCGUGGGAAGGGGCCGAGCGAGAGGAAGACGCCGGAGGGAAGGGCCAGCCCGGGCCCCGCCGCCCCCCGGGGCAGCCAGCCCGACGGGCCCGGACACGAGGAGAUGAGCCCUCUUGAUAGAGCCCAAGCAGCAAAGAACAAAGGCAACAAGUAUUUUAAAGCAGGAAAAUAUGAGCAAGCCAUUCAGUGCUACACAGAGGCCAUCAGUUUAUGCCCCCCUGAGAAAAACAUUGACCUUUCUACUUUCUACCAGAACAGAGCUGCUGCAUAUGAACAACUGCAAAAAUGGAAAGAAGUGGCACAAGAUUGCACAAAGGCAGUUGAGCUUAAUCCUAAAUAUGUGAAAGCUCUCUUCAGACGUGCAAAGGCGUAUGAGAAACUAGAUAAUAAGAAGGAAUGUUUAGAAGAUGUCACUGCGGUCUGUAUUUUAGAAGGUUUCCAAAACCAGCAAAGCAUGUUGUUAGCUGAUAAAGUUCUUAAACUCCUUGGAAAAGAAAAGGCCAAAGAGAAAUAUAAGAACCGUGAACCUUUGAUGCCCUCUCCACAGUUCAUCAAAUCUUACUUCAGCUCUUUCACAGAUGACAUAAUCUCCCAAACUCUGCUUAAGGGUGAGAAAUCUGAUGAAGAUAAGGACAAGGAAGGGGAGGCCUCAGAAGUUAAAGAAAACUCUGGAUAUUUAAAGGCAAAGCAGUAUAUGGAAGAAGAAAACUAUGAUAAAAUCAUCAGCGAGAGCACAAAAGAAAUUGACGUUAAAGGCAAAUAUAUGGCAGAAGCUUUGCUGCUGCGAGCCACUUUCUAUCUGCUUAUUGGCAAUGCAAAUGCUGCCAAACCUGAUCUAGAUCAGGUCAUCAGUAUGGAAGAUGCUAAUGUAAAGCUCCGUGCUAAUGCCCUGAUCAAACGAGGUAGUAUGUAUAUGCAGCAGCAACAGCCUAUGCUGUCCACUCAAGAUUUUAACAUGGCUGCUGAUAUUGAUCCUCAGAAUGCAGAUGUUUACCACCACAGAGGACAGCUGAAAAUCCUUCUUGACCAAGUUGAAGAGGCGGUGGAAGACUUUGAUGAAUGUAUUCGAUUACGACCAGAUUCUGCCUUGGCACAAGCACAGAAAUGUUUUGCAUUGUAUCGCCAAGCCUAUACUGGAAAUAAUCCUUUACAAGUUCAAGCAGCUAUGAAAGGCUUUGAGGAUGUCAUUAAAAUAUUUCCAAGGUGUGCUGAAGGUUAUGCGCUCUAUGCUCAGGCAUUAACAGAUCAGCAGCAAUUUGGUAAGGCUGAUGAAAUGUACGAUAAAUGUAUUGACCUUGAGCCAGACAAUGCUACUACAUAUGUUCAUAAAGGUUUACUUCAACUUCAGUGGAAACAGGAUCUAGACAAAGGCUUGGAGCUCAUAGGCAAGGCCAUCGAAAUUGAUAACAAAUGUGAUUUUGCAUAUGAAACUAUGGGAACGAUUGAAGUGCAAAGAGGCAAUCUGGAUAAAGCCAUUGAAAUGUUCAACAAAGCUAUUAACCUGGCCAAAUCUGAAAUGGAGAUGGCCCACCUCUACUCACUCUGUGAUGCUGCCUAUGCCCAGACAGAAGUUGCAAAGAAAUAUGGACUGAAACCGCCAACAUUGUAAAGAAACAAUGGGGGGGAGGGAGAGAAUAACCUUUUAAAAGUAAAGUUGCCCACUUCAACCUAGCCUUGAAGACACUGUUGCAAACGAUGUUGAAUGGUGGAACUUAGUUUUUUCCCGUUUGUGGUGUUGUCAUUUGUUACAUCUGUUAAAUGUUUAGGUGUUGUGGGAGUGGCUGUUGAAGGAAGUAUGCUGUGCUGCGACUUGUUCCCUAUGCAGUGGAAACCUUACCAGCUGUUAAGGGAAAUAAAACAAAGUUGCAAGGGAACAAAGGAUAUUUUGGCCAUGCAAAUAAAAACUUUAAUUUUUGGGUGAUGAUGAUGAUGUGGUCGAUUUUUGCUUUAUCAAAAUAGAAUUUUACAGCAUGUUUUCCUGUUGAUUUUAUAGUUGUUAAUGGUGCUGUAAAAUAGGUUUCUUUUAUAUGCAAUUAAUUUCUAUGGGUUGACUUUAGUUUUGCAAAAACAAAACUUAAUUUACAAAACUAUUUAAUUGUAGGGAUUUUUUAAAAGCCAAUAGAUGUGAAGACAAACCCUGUAAAUACAUCCAAGCAUGCACAAUCUUCCCUUACAACCUCUUCCACCCUCUGCAUAACUACUUAGAAAUAGUCCUGUGGCAGCUAUGAAGAGGUUACUUUGGUAGUCCUUUCCCUCUCCCCAAAAUGCACUUGUGUACUAUAUUUGAGAGCUAUUUAAAAAAGCUUUCCACAUAAAGCGUAGGUUAUGCUGAAAAGGAAAAUGCCCUUUCCUUCUACAGUUGUCCUCACUCUAAUGCCAGUGGAAAUUGUUAAAAAGUCUCCCCGUGCUUCUGAGAAUUUUUCAAGAAACUGAAUGUUCUGCUGAGACUGGAACUGCCAAGGUACGGUCGCGUCUGAGUUCAAACUUGGGACAGUUUAGACUUUUGGCCUAGAUGUAACAGAUAAUAUGGUGUUUAAAUUUCAACUCAAGAAAUGCAUACAUCCUUGUUCUAGCCAAGUGUUUGUAAAUACCCAUGAGAGGGUUGGAUGAGAAAAUGAACAAAGCUGUCUGAACUGCCCAAUAAUGGAUUUGGAAUCUUAAUUUUCUUGUUACUUAGAGCCCAUAUUUGCUAAAAUGACAAAUAUUCUGUACAAAUAACACAAUUGUUCAGUGAACAGCACGUUCUUUCUGAUUGACUUUUUCUUAAAACACUAGUAUAAACGAAGUCUUCCUAUGGCUAGAAAUUGUAAAGGGGACUGUAGAUGCUGCUCAUUACUCUUUGGAACCAAAGUCAGUCCAGGAUUGCCUCCCACUAGCUUCAUGGGAUGUAGGGAGCUCUUAAUAUCUUGCAGACGUUUAUCUUGCAUCUCAUCAAAUUUCAUACCUUUAGUUUUGGGUCUUAUCUCCACCCCCAAAAUAUAUGCAAAUCUAUGGUGACUUUCUAAUCUAUGUCACUUAAAGGAAUGAGCUAAGCAAGUGCAAAACUAACUGUUAGCUCUGGCAUCUAAUGGGGGCAAGCUGUAUUUUUUUUACCUCAGCCUCCCUGUCUUUCCCCUUCCCUCCCAGCAAUUGCUCUGAAUAAUGGGGUGGAGGAGGACCUGGAGACAUACUUGCUUAAUCCUUCCAUUUACACGAUUCAGGAAGUCAUUUGCUUCUGAACCAGUGGUAUUGGUGUGGAAUGAAAGAUGGUUGAAGACACACGCAGUGUCAAAGGACAUGGCAUUAAAGAAGAGCACUGGGCUGCUUAUGAAAUUUUCAAUCUGUAUUUCUAUUAAUCGGAAACAAAAACAUGCCAAAUCCUCAGAAACUACUCAUCAACGUGACCGUAUCCUGUUCUCCAGCAGGGUUUUUAUUUGCAUGGCCUUAUCUACAACGGACAGUUAUUUUUCCUCCUCCUUCUCUUCCUCCAAAAGAUUAAGGGGAAAAAAAGCAUGUGCUGCCUAAUACUAGCAUUCCACAUCACGGACUGUUGCCUGCUCUUCAGAUAGUUGAAACUGCACUGAAAGAUGCAUUUGUCUGUAAUUUUUUUUUGUAAAUGACUUAUCACCUGUAAAGUCACCAAAUAAAUAUU
This is a messenger RNA of Emys orbicularis (European pond turtle), 3792 nucleotides long. It is a transcript of the gene TOMM70, whose product is annotated as translocase of outer mitochondrial membrane 70. The coding region runs from base 1 to 1770 and encodes 589 amino acids. NCBI's taxonomy places the organism in Eukaryota, Metazoa, Chordata, Testudines, Emydidae. Gene Ontology annotation, biological process: protein insertion into mitochondrial inner membrane; protein import into mitochondrial matrix. The record is from RefSeq and is a predicted model, not a curated record. Gene Ontology annotation, molecular function: protein binding; transmembrane protein transporter activity. The transcript is spliced from 12 exons. Gene Ontology annotation, cellular component: mitochondrial outer membrane.